Penicillium nucicola is the source of this 993-nucleotide messenger RNA. RefSeq names its product uroporphyrinogen-III synthase HEM4. Gene Ontology annotation, molecular function: uroporphyrinogen-III synthase activity. The coding region runs from base 1 to 993 and encodes 330 amino acids. Gene Ontology annotation, biological process: uroporphyrinogen III biosynthetic process. The record is from RefSeq and is a predicted model, not a curated record. The transcript has 2 exons. NCBI's taxonomy places the organism in Eukaryota, Fungi, Ascomycota, Eurotiomycetes, Eurotiales, Aspergillaceae.
AUGGCUCCAAUCCUCCUCCUCAAGACGAAAUCCACUCCUCACGAUGGGUAUCAAGACCUCUUUUCGCAAAACUACGAUCCAACCUUCGUCCCCGUCCUCGAACAUCGCUUCCACACCGAGAAUUUGAACCAAGUGCGGGACCUGUUCAUCUCCGGAGCCUUUGGAAAUACCACCUCCGCCUCCCCAUCCAAUGGCGAGCAAAAUGAAACUGGAAAUGGAAACCAAGCUCGCAAAUACGGCGGUCUAAUCUUCACCAGUCAGCGCGCCGUAGAAGGGUUCGCGAAGAUGAUUGAAGCCGAAAAGGAUGCCAACUUCGACAUCCCAACCGAAUGCAAUCCCCAAACCCCAACAUCACCCCCAUUACUCCUCUACACAGUCGGACCAGCAACAGCCCGCAGCCUAACAACCCUUCGAAACAAACACCUCCCCCACGCAACGAUCUACGGCGCAGAUGCAGGCACAGGCGAGAAUCUCGCACGGAUGAUUUUGGAGCAUUACAACUCUAUAUAUCCUACCUCCACCUCCACUUCCACUUCCAAACCAGCACUACUCUUCCUCGUCGGCGAUGUUCGGAGGGAUAUCAUCCCCAAAACACUGAUGGAUCCCACUCUAGGCAGUAAACUGAUCGAAGUGGAAGAAUUGGUUGUGUAUGAAACAGGUGUCAUGGCUUCUUUCGAGGGCGAUUUUAGAGGUUGUUUACAGCGGAUUCAAGAAGAGGUAGUUUGGGUGGUUGUGUUCUCGCCGACGGGGUGUGAGGCUAUGUUGCGAGUUUUGGGGUUAGGGCCUUUUUCUUCUGGAUCUGGAUCGGGACAUGUAGGUGUAGAUGUGGGUGUGGGAAGCAAGACUGCACGGCGAGUCUUUAUUGCUACGAUUGGACCGACGACUAGGGAUCAUCUGCGAUUGGAAUUCAGGUUUGAGGCGCACGUCUGUGCUCCCAAGCCUAGCCCGGAAGGUGUUGUGGAGGGGAUUGAGAAGUUUAUGAGUGGAUUGUGA